AUGGCUUCCCGAGUACUCCUCCUCUCUCUAAUUCUCUUCUCCCUCUUCUCGCCCUCCUCUCCGCUCCCCUCUGAGACCAUCUUCGAUGCCGUCAAGAUCCUUGCCGACUCCGGCUACGUCUCCAUGUCCCUAACUCUUGAGGCCAUCUCCAAAAGUACUCUCCUCACGAACUCUACCUCUCUCACCAUCUUCGCUCCCUCCGACUCCGCCUUCAUUCACUCAGGCCAGCCAUCUCUCUCCCUCCUCCAAUACCACUUCUCUCCUCUCCUUUCGCCCCUCCAAACUCUCAGAUCGCUUCCCAAUGCAGCCAAGAUCCCGACAUUGUUUGCGGGUCACUCGCUCACUGUCACCACGUUCCCUUCCGAUGAUGGAAUUUCGUUAAACAACAUCAAGAUCACCCGGUCUCCCAUAUUUAAUCAGGGGUUCUUGGUUAUCUUCGGAAUCGACGAGUUCUUUCACCUGGAUUUUGAGGUUUCGGUGCCGGUAAAAAGCCCAGAGCCCAAUCUUGGAUGUGGGUUCCCAACGGCAAAUGAUACAAUCAGUUUUUCAGGGACUAGUUCGUUUGGCAAAGUGAGUGGGCUCUUGAGGUGCAGUGGGUACUCUGUAAUGGCUGAAUUUCUUAAUGGUUUCUGCUUUUUCUGGCUAAGUGAUAUCUUGAUGGCUUCUUGAGUAAUAUGGAAUUUCCUCAGUGCGGGAUCGAUGCUUGAUUACAAUCCUGUUCCCUUGCUCUGUUUAAGUGAUGUCAUUUGCUCUAACAAGUUAAACCCUUUGAAUGAGUUGAAACUUGGUAUAUUGCACUCAUGGGAGAGGUACUUCUGAUUUGAUGGUUACUUUCGGUCCUUGUUCAGAAUUGCCUUCUUAAUU
Molecule: messenger RNA, 864 nt
Organism: Juglans microcarpa x Juglans regia
Lineage: Eukaryota; Viridiplantae; Streptophyta; Magnoliopsida; Fagales; Juglandaceae
Product: putative fasciclin-like arabinogalactan protein 20
Exons: 1
Coding region: 1-669 (222 amino acids)
Source: RefSeq, a predicted model, not a curated record